ACCAAGCAAACGGAAAGGCAUGCUAAACUAAAGCUCGCACUGAUGACGAUGAGCUUCACCGUGACGAAGGUGGCCGAGGAGCUCGUCGCCCCCAGCUGUGCCACUGCCGCCGCCGAGCCUAGCCUCCCCCUCUCGUCCUUGGACCAUGCCAUGGGCCUCAGAUUCUUCGUGGAAGUGGUCGCCGCUUAUGAAGGCGGCGGCCUGCUUCAGUCCCCAGCCGACGACAUCAGAGCCGCGCUGGCUAGUGCGCUGGCCCACUACUACCCGGUUGCCGGCCGGCUCGUGGUGUCAGACGACGGAGAGCUGGAGGUGGCUUGCACCGGCGAGGGGGUGUGGUUUGUCGAGGCGAAGGCGAGCCGGUACAGCCUGAGCGAUCUGAGGAACCUUGAGUUCCCUCUGGCGAUCCCCAAGGAGGAGCUCCUGCCAUGUCCACCCCCGAGUUUAAACCAGCACGAGAUGAUCUUGAUGAUGCAGGUGACGGAGCUCAAGUGUGGCGGCUUCGUGAUCGGAGUUAAAUUUAACCACAUGGUGUUCGACGGCGUUGGAGCGUGCCACUUCCUGAACGCCAUCGCCGACAUCGUCCGAGGCCUCUCUGGUCCUGCCGUCGAGCCGGUCUGGCUCAGAAAGGCGAUCCCGGCCCCGCCGAUGCGCCACCCGAAGCCCCCUCCGACGGUCGCCUACAACUUCGUUCGCUCACUCUGCGACUUCCCGCCGCACGCAGUCAACGCCAUUAAAGACUCGUACGCGCGGGGGACGGCCCACUGCUGCACCACCUUCGACGCGUUGGCCGCCGUCCUCUGGCGGAGCCGCGUCCGCGCCAUCGGCCUCGAGCCGGAGGAUGACGCCCACCUCGUCUUCCCGGCCAACGUGCGCCACCUGGUGAAUGCUGCCGGCGGCGGCUACUACGGCAACUGCGUCUACUUCAUGACGGUAACGAAAAAGAGCGAGCGGGUGGCUCGCGCCCCAGUGGGCGAGAUAGUGGGGUGGAUACACGAGGCGAAGGGGAGCCUGGCGGCCAAUUUUGCGGCGUGGGCGGCUGGCGACUUCGAGGAAGACCCGUUCAGAGUCCCGAUCGGAUACGACGCGCUGAACCUGUCGGAUUGGAGGGCGGUGGGGUUCCACGAGGUGGACUACGGGAGCGGGGCGCCGCGGUGCGUGGCGCCGCUCAACGACCACGUGUUCUUCGCCGGCGGGAUCCUUCUGAAGCGGCCGGCACCGGAGCAGGGGGUGCGGUUCGUGGGACAAGUCGUGACCAAGGAGCACGAACAGGAUUUCGUGAAGCAACUGAAGGAAUUCGUGUAAACCGGAAAAUCCGCAUAAAGCGGCACUCCUCACAAACGAUAAUAGCGCCGUUAAUUAUCACAAGAAUAUCUCCUUUUAUUGACUUCUUUUUAAGUGAAUAAUAAAUUUGAUCGAAAUAAACUGUAUACAAAUUUUAAUCAAAAUUAUUACAUAACAAUAUAUUAAUUUUGAAAUUAUUA
This is a messenger RNA of Zingiber officinale, 1481 nucleotides long. RefSeq names its product acyl transferase 4-like. The transcript has 2 exons. The record is from RefSeq and is a predicted model, not a curated record. The coding region runs from base 43 to 1302 and encodes 419 amino acids. NCBI's taxonomy places the organism in Eukaryota, Viridiplantae, Streptophyta, Magnoliopsida, Zingiberales, Zingiberaceae.